Molecule: messenger RNA, 2037 nt
Organism: Recurvomyces mirabilis
Lineage: Eukaryota; Fungi; Ascomycota; Dothideomycetes; Mycosphaerellales; Teratosphaeriaceae
Exons: 2
Coding region: 1-2037 (678 amino acids)
Molecular function (GO): NADH dehydrogenase activity; calcium ion binding
Source: RefSeq, a predicted model, not a curated record
AUGUUGCCUGUGAGUCGCCUUCCGCUGGCUCGGACGACGCUCCUACGAUCACACCUCCGCCAAGCCCGACCCAAUGGCUUCAGCAGGAUCGCGGCCAUAUCACAACCUCGCAUUGCGCGUCUGAGCAGCAUAAGCAGAAGGCCGCUACCAUCGCAGCUACAAUGCCAUCUACGACAAUCACGGGUGCAGUCGCGCUUCGCCUCGACAAGCCCUACCGACACGAUCCAACCUAAACCGCGAUCACGAUUCUUCCACUACAUCCAGCGAUCCCUCGUCUUCUUCUCUCUCACCAUCAUAGUCGGUGGCACUCUGGUCGCCGCCUUUUUCGUCUACGAUGCCUACACCUACCGUGAGGACCCGGACUCCUUCGACAUCCCCGUCUCCGAGUACGCGUUGACGCCUCGACGCGGUGGGCCCAAGAAUCUACCCAUUGCAGAGUACUUUGUCUCGGACGACGAGCCAGAGUUUAGGGAUCAAAAGCACAAGCCAAAGCUGGUGAUAUUGGGAACGGGAUGGGCGAGUGUGGGGUUGCUGAAGCAAUUGACGCCGGGCGAGUACCAUGUCACGAUGGUCAGCCCGAGCAAUCACUUCUUGUUCACGCCUAUGUUGCCAAGCGCCACCGUUGGCACGCUGGAGUUCAGGAGUUUGGUUGAGCCCAUCCGACGGAUCGUAAGGAAGGCCAAAGGACAUUUCUUGAAGGCUCAAGCUGUGGAUGUGGAGUUUAGCGAGAAAUUGGUUGAGGUUCAGAGCUAUGGUCCCACAGGCGAGAAGGAGAACUUCUACAUCCCAUACGACAAGCUCAUUGUGGGCGUUGGUUCGACCACCAACCCACAUGGCGUGAAGGGACUGGAACACUGCCAUUUCCUAAAGGACAUCUCAGACGCCCGCAAGAUCCGUAAUCAAGUCAUCCGCAACCUCGAAACCGCCUGUCUCCCAACCACAUCCGACGGCGAACGCCGCCGCCUCUUAUCCUUCGUCGUCUCGGGUGGAGGACCAACAGGCGUCGAAUUCGCCGCUGAACUUUAUGACAUGCUCAACGAGGAUCUCUGCCGCUUUUACCCUCGCAUCCUACGCAAUGAAAUCUCUGUUCACGUUAUUCAGUCUAGAGGCCACAUCCUAAAUACCUACGACGAAGCCCUAUCAAAAUACGCCGAAGAACGCCUGGCCCAUGACCAAGUGGACGUGCAAACCAACAGCCGCGUCAAGGAAGUCCAAGCCGACCGCAUUCUCUACACCCAAAAGGAUUCCGAAGGCAAAACCGUAACCAAAGAACUACCAAUGGGUUUCUGCCUCUGGAGCACCGGCGUCUCCCAAACCGAUUUCAGCCAGAAACUGGCCGCGAAACUAGGAGACCACCAAACCAACCGCCACGCACUGGAGACUGACACCCAUCUUCGCCUCAACGGCGCCCCACUAGGAGACGUCUACGCCAUCGGCGACUGCAGCACCGUCCAAAACAACGUCUCCGACCACAUCACCUCCUUCCUCCGCACCCUCGCCUGGGAAAAGGGCAAGGACCCCAAUGACCUCCACAUCUCCUACACCGACUGGCGACAAGUAGCCAAACGCGUACGAUCGCGCUUCCCACAAGCGGCGGAUCAUUUGCGCCGACUCGACAAGUUAUUCGAAGCCUACGAUAGCGAUAAAUCCGGGACCCUAGAUUUCGCCGAACUAUCAGAACUUCUGAAGCAGAUCGACUCCAAACUCACCUCCCUCCCCGCCACCGCCCAGCGCGCAAAUCAACAGGGCAUGUACCUCGGCCGCAAAUUCAACAAAUUGGCUCACGCCGAGCCCGGACUGCGCGCGAAUGAGAUCUACGACGGCGAUAUCGACGACAGUGUGUACAAGGCCUUCGAGUACAAGCACAUGGGGAGUCUCGCGUACAUUGGCAACGCGGCGAUUUUCGAUUUUGGCGGGUUUAAUUUUGGAGGAGGGUUGUUGGCGGUGUAUCUGUGGAGGAGUAUUUACUUUACGCAGAGUGUUAGUUUGAGGACGCGGAUGUUGUUGGCGAUGGAUUGGAACAUGAUGAAUUACUAG